This is a messenger RNA of Microthlaspi erraticum, 1044 nucleotides long. NCBI's taxonomy places the organism in Eukaryota, Viridiplantae, Streptophyta, Magnoliopsida, Brassicales, Brassicaceae. The record is from the annotation of a GenBank genome assembly.
AUGGAUGGUGACGGAAACAACGCGUUGAUCGCAGCACAGCCGAAUCAAGUUGCGGCGGUGCCUGCAUAUCAGCUGGCGGCGAAUGAGAAUCUAGGAGCAGUGAUUGCUCAAGUGCAAUUUAAUGGCGAUAACUAUGACGAGUGGGCUCAAGCGAUAAGAUCGGCGCUUCGAGUCAAGAAGAAGUUUGGUUUUGUGGAGGGAUAUGUGGUGAAACCUCAGGAGAAUGCACCGGACUUUGAAGAUUGGAUGUCUGCAAAUUCCAUGGUGUCUCUUUGGAUCCUCAAUACCGUGGAUCCAAAGAUAAGGAGAACUCUGGAGAACAAGGAGAAUCCAAAGGAGCUUUGGAAGGAGAUCAAAGAUAGGUUUUCUGAAGGGAAUGGACCAAGAAUUCAGGAAAUCAAAUCUCAGCUGGCACAACUGAGACAAGGUAGUCUCAACGUAAUUGACUAUUAUGGAAAGCUCCAUAUGCUGUGGGAAGAUCUUGCGAACUAUGAACCAUCACCUCGCUGCAGCUGUGGGAAUUGUGUUUGCAAUCUGAACACAGAGAUUGAAAAGAAAAGAGAAGAUGAUCAUAUCCAUCAUUUUCUGUUGGGACUUGAUGAUACGAUCUAUAGAGCGGUGAGAGCCUCCAUAAUAAGUACUGAUCCACUUCCAAACAUGAAUCAGGUGUAUGCCAAAGUGAAGUCGGUGGAGAGGAUCGAUACCGUGACAAGGGGAAGAGAGAAUCAGAGUUCGCUAGUGGCGUUUGCGACUCAAGCCCGAAGCGGUACUUUCCUCAGUCCUGAAGAAAAGAAAAAGCUUGUGUGCACAAGCUGUAAGAGAAACGGGCAUACGGCUGAGACCUGUUUCAAAGUGAUCGGAUUUCCCUCUUGGUGGGGAGACAGACCACGUCAGAGUGGACGUGGUGGUGGAGGAGGACGCGGAGUAGGACGUGGUCGUGGAGGAAGUGUGGCACAUGCCAAUGCUGCCAUGGUAAGCGUUCCAGGAGAAACCAGUGGAGAGGCAGAGAGGCAUGGAUACACCGGUCUAACCAAUGACCAGUGA